Molecule: messenger RNA, 1629 nt
Organism: Arctia plantaginis
Lineage: Eukaryota; Metazoa; Arthropoda; Insecta; Lepidoptera; Erebidae
Source: the annotation of a GenBank genome assembly
AUGCUCAGCAGAGCAUCAGCACUCACUUCAGACAUAUUUGCGGCGGGAAAAUCCGACAAAGAAAUACUAGACAACCUGCUGAAAAAUUCCCGCUAUGACAAAAGACUGCUACCACCAGUAGACGGUGUCCUCACGGUAAAUGUUAGCGUGCUACUCCUUAGCUUAGCCUCUCCGGACGAAUCUAGUCUUAAAUACGAAGUGGAAUUCUUACUUCAACAACAGUGGUACGAUCCUCGGUUGCGAUACUCCAACCAAUCACAUUACGACUUUUUAAACGCUAUCCAUCAUCACGAGGAUAUCUGGCUCCCGGAUACUUACUUUAUAAUGCACGGCGACUUUAAGGACCCGAUAAUACCAAUGCAUUUCGCUUUGCGUAUUUAUCGCAAUGGUACCAUUAACUAUUUGAUGCGACGACACCUCAUCCUAUCUUGUCAGGGGCGGCUCAACAUUUUUCCAUUUGAUGACCCAUUGUGUUCAUUUGCCUUAGAAAGUAUAUCCUACGAGCAAUCGGCGAUAACGUACGUGUGGAAGAACGACGAGGACACGCUACGGAAGUCACCCUCGUUGACGACUCUCAAUGCGUACCUCAUCCAGAACCAAACCAUUCCCUGCCCUAUAAAAGCCAGUUGGAGAGAGUGUAAGAAUUUAUUAACGUCUUUGCAAGCAGCUGAGGGUAAUUCGCUUUACGAAGAAGACGAAGAGUUGACAUGUAACCUUUGCCAGAGACGCUUUGAGGAGCAAGGUAACUACAGCUGUCUAAAGGUCGACUUAAUAUUUACUAGAGACCGUGCGUUCUACUUUACGACUGUAUUUAUCCCCGGGAUUAUUCUGGUCACCUCCUCCUUCAUCACGUUUUGGCUGGAAUGGAACGCGGUACCAGCCCGUUCCAUGAUAGGUAAUUAUAGCUGCCUUGAAGUGAAUCUUAUCUUCACGCGGGAUAGAUCAUUUUACUUCACCACAGUUUUCAUUCCGGGAAUUAUUUUGGUGACUUCUUCGUUUAUUACUUUUUGGCUGGAAUGGAACGCUGUACCUGCUAGAGUAAUGAUAGGUGUAACGACCAUGUUGAAUUUUUUCACUACAUCGAACGGCUUCAGAUCAACAUUACCGGUCGUGUCAAACCUCACUGCUAUGAAUGUGUGGGACGGCGUGUGUAUGUGUUUUAUCUACGCGUCACUACUUGAGUUCGUAUGUGUUAACUACGUCGGAAGAAAACGACCCCUACACAACGUCGUUUAUCGACCUGGCGAAAACCCCGUAACGCAGCGACUGCCUGCAGUCCUCAGCAGAAUUGGCAUUAUACUGGCCAGCCCCUUGGAGGCGAUGGCAUUCCUUCAGUGGGCAAAGACAGAGAUGCCUCAGCCGGAGUGUAGCGGCGCUGGUGAUAAAAAGCGAGAGUCGACAGGUGGAGCGGACCUUGUAUCGUGUACAGCGUGUGCUCCCGGCUCUUGCACCCAUACCGCCAACAAUGGCGGUGUCUCCGAGCCAUGUUUCGUCCAGGUUCGCAAAAAAGAACCACCGCAUCCGAUCCGCGUGGCGAAGACCAUCGACGUGAUCGCGCGGAUCACAUUCCCUACUGCCUACGCCGUGUUUCUCAUCUUCUUCUUCAUUCACUAUAAAGCGUUCUCUUAA